This is a messenger RNA of Solanum pennellii, 1407 nucleotides long. RefSeq names its product ran-binding protein 6-like. Gene Ontology annotation, biological process: protein import into nucleus. Gene Ontology annotation, molecular function: nuclear import signal receptor activity. Gene Ontology annotation, cellular component: nucleus; cytoplasm. Bases 82 to 1224 code for a protein of 380 amino acids. The record is from RefSeq and is a predicted model, not a curated record. The transcript is spliced from 11 exons. NCBI's taxonomy places the organism in Eukaryota, Viridiplantae, Streptophyta, Magnoliopsida, Solanales, Solanaceae.
UUCUUUUCCAAUGCUCGAAGUUCUAAAUUUCAUUUGCUUGGGACAUUGCAGGAGGACUCUGCAUACUUAUACGAUGCUUUAAUGCCUACUCUGAAAGUUAUUGUGGAAACUGCUACUAAUGAUACAAGUAACACGCUACUGGCCAAAUCCACGGAAUGCAUUACCAUGGCUGCAGUGGCUGUUGGAAAUCUAGCAAUCAAUGAUUAUGUUGAAAAGGUCACUGCAGUACUCACUUCACUGCACAGAACUCAAACGGAGAUAGAAGAUCCAAUGAGGAGACUUCUGUUACUAGAAUGCGGUAGACUAUGCAAAUUCUUGGGGGCAGAUUUCCUUCCUUAUCUGAGACUUGUCAUGCCCGUUACGUUAAAAUCUGCUUUGCUAAAGAACUGUUUGAGUGUUUCCGAUAAUUCAGAUACAGAUGAUUCUGAUUAUGGAAGCAUGAUUAAAGCCACUGAUGGGAAUAAAAAGAUCGGGAUAAGAGCUGUACUUCUGGAAGAGAAGGCCUUGGCCUGUCAUAUGCUAUGGUUCUUUUCAACUGAGUUAAAGGAAGGGCUGCAUUUAUGGGUUAAUGAGGUUGUUAGUGCUUUAGUUCCGAAUCUUACCUAUAAAUUCAGUGAAGAAGUUAGAAUGGCUGCCGUUUCUGCAAUGCCGUUACUGUUAAGUUCAGCUUCUUGUGCUAUGAAGAAAGGGCUACUUUUAACAGGUUGUGGCAAGUCCCCAGUUCAAAAGCUAUCUGACACUAUUAUCUCGUCUUUGCUUGAUGCAUUAAAAAAGGAGUCAAAGGUACAAAUUCAAGCAAGAUUAUUGGAGGCAUUCAACGAAAGCAUUCAGGUUCCGGGUUCAUGUCUAAGUAAAAACCAAGCUGAAAAAUUUGUUGAUGGCAUAUCAAAGGUUCUCUCCAGAUGCUCAUACCGCAAAACAGAAAGAGAGAAACGAGCUAAAGAACACACAGGUUCAAGGGAGCAGGAGCUACUUAAGGAAGAAGCUGAGCAACACUUAACUAUAUGUAGAAAUAUUGGCAUUUGCCUCGGAACUAUGGUGAAAAAACUAAAGGCAUCAUUCUUGCCAAAUUUUGACAAGUUUUUGCCUUAUGUAUCACUUAUGUGGAGUAAUGAUAGAACAGCAGAAGAAAGAAGAAUUGUAGUGCACCUUUUCCGUGAUGUUGCUGAGCAGUGCCGAGAAGAAGCAUUCAGGCACGUCUUGCAAUUUUCAGUGUCUUAUUGAUCAUGAUAAGUUCAGUUGGCUUAGCUGAACGUCUUUUUUUUUAAUCAGGUACUAUGAGGACUGGAUACCUCUCCUGCUUAGAAUCUACAAUCACAAGAAUCCAGAUGUUCAGCAGCUCGUGGCAACUGCAAUUGGUAUUUGUGCUGAAUUUGGAGCAGAUUUCCUUAAGCCUCAUACUAAAGG